This is a messenger RNA of Gryllus bimaculatus (two-spotted cricket), 992 nucleotides long. NCBI's taxonomy places the organism in Eukaryota, Metazoa, Arthropoda, Insecta, Orthoptera, Gryllidae. The record is from the annotation of a GenBank genome assembly.
CUGUAUGGAAUUGAAAUAAAGGACCGGAUGUGCCCUAUUCUAGUGUCACCCCACUGGGUUUUCCGUAACUUAAUGCAUUAAAGCAACCCAAUCCCCAAUCGUGCUGGAAUAUUGCUCCUGGAUGAGAUGUUCCUUCGUUAAGAAAUGCCAGAAUCAUAUUCCUCCGAAAUGAUAUGUAUUCCAGGUCAAAGAUUGUGUCUGGCUGACAAAGAGCAUAUUCCAGGAUGUGGCACUUACGAGAAGCAUGGUUACAUAUAUUCGUCUUUAGCAGGGAUUGUUAAUGUAACAAAAAAUGACAAGAAACGUACUAUUGAGGUGCAUUGUAGUAAUGAUCAAAGUAUUGUACCAGUACCUGGUGAUAUUGUGACAGCAAAGGUUACUAUCGUGAAUCAGCGGUUUUUAAAGUGUGUUAUUAAAUGCAUAAGAGAUACUGUGCUUUCUCGUCCUUACAGAGCAAUUUUACGCAAGGAAGAUGUCAGAGCAACAGAAAAGGACAAGUUACCUAUGACUGAUGCACAUUGUUAUCAAAUUUCAACUGCAGAGAAUGAACUUGGUGUUGCAAUUGCUCACAGUGAAGCAGGUAUACCAAUGAUACCAAUAAGUUGGACGGAAAUGCAGUGUCCAAAGACCUACGUCAAGGAAUUCCGAAAAGUUGCAAAAAUUAUCCCAGAAAACAGCUUAUCUGACAAUACAAAGUCAGUGAAAGGAUAAAUUGUGACUAUUAUUAACUAAAUGUUAAUCUUGUUUUGUUUUUCUAUUCUGAAAGUGAUGAGAAAAGACAGUUUGUGUACUUACAAAUAUUGAAUGAUCAAAUAAAAAUUACAUCUCUUGCCAUUUUGCUUGUGUGAUUAUCAGUAUUUUGCAGCUUCAGAAUAACAAGAUUCAAUUGGACUUCGAGGAAAAUUUUACAGGACUUAGUAAGUUGGUAGGUAUCUAAUAAAAAUAUGAGAAAUGGUUCUUUGUUUUGUUCCUAAAAGGUUUUCUACAAGUCU